AUGGCCAAGAGGCACAAGACUUCGUCAAAUGCAUCUUCCAAGUCGGAGCUGCACAAACUCAAGCUGCAAACGUGGGAAGAACUCCUUCAAAGCCAAAGAACAAGUGUUGACCUGUCUCAGCAUGUUGAUUUGCAUCGUGGUUUGCAGAACUUCGACAAGCUCAAAGACGCCUGCGACCUUAUGCAUCUCAGCAGCAUCCACGGUGAACUCCAUCCUACAGCGCAGUGUCCAUGGACCCAAAGGCCAGCCUUUCAUUUCGUGCUGUAUGGCUGCGGCGAUUUCCGUGUGCUCAUAAGCCUUGCAAGAGCUCACCAUUACACUCUUCUUUUCGAGACUACCCAAGGUGGCUUCAUCUCCAUUAAUGAGCCGCCACAACAGUCGGGGCAGAUGGUGCCCCCGCGGCCAAGGGAACGAGAUAUAUGCGAAGCCUUCGGAAGUCGUUGCUUGGAUGGGCGCCGGCUCAAGGCUAUGACUGAUAAUGGCAAGAAGACAGCUUUCAAAGACUUGGUUGCGGAGUUUCUAAGGCAACGGGCUGCUCUUAGCCACCGUGGUGGAGUUCACAAAGAUGCCAGCCACACCUUGCAGCAGGUUGCUCAGCACUUGGUUCGCUUCGAUGGCGCAAGCCUGCGAUGGGAACUGGUCAAUGACAAGGAUGAGUUGCUCUGGCGGAAGUUUCUCUGGGAAAGAGUGCUUCAGCCUCAGACAGCCAGACUUUACAGCCAUCUACGAACGGACCGUUUGAAGGAAUGUGUGCUACACGUGCGCAUCAGUGAGUCCAUGCAGCGAUUCGACGCUGCACAGUCACAGGCUGAAGCCUUCCAGUCGUGGAAAAGCUGCUGCGAGAGCAUCCAGCAAUGUCGCCACUGCGCCAGACAGUUCGAAGGCAUCUUGCAGGCCGCUAGUUACUCUGCGGCCCAGAAGCAGCUUCAGUACCAUUUGUGGUCGGGUCAAUGGUGGCUGAAUCCGGAUGAGAUCUUCUUCACACAUGCCAGGAUCAGACGCACAUUCAGGAACCACUGCGGGCUAGACGACUCGGUGAGGAAGCUAAAGCAGAAUCCUGAAUGCCGCCACCGCUACCCGAGACUACAGGUUUUGCGCUAUCAUAACAGGUACCACACAGUCAACAAUCGUCGUUUGUAUUGCUUCCGGUCCCUUCAGGAGCAUUUUCCUGAUGAGCGCUUAAAUAUACGAGUGGACGUUCGAGCAAUUGCCGGAGAAGGCAAUGUUUUUAAACAAGGUCGGAGCUUCCUCCUGAAGUUUUUCGAUGCUUUUGACUCCACGAACGAUGGUGAAUCGGUGGACUUCUUCUAG
This is a messenger RNA of Symbiodinium necroappetens, 1311 nucleotides long. The record is from the annotation of a GenBank genome assembly. Lineage: Eukaryota; Dinophyceae; Suessiales; Symbiodiniaceae.